Molecule: messenger RNA, 2098 nt
Organism: Blepharisma stoltei
Lineage: Eukaryota; Ciliophora; Heterotrichea; Heterotrichida; Blepharismidae
Source: the annotation of a GenBank genome assembly
AUGAAUUACAAUACUACUGAAUAUGAUGAAAAAAUAUGUGGCAUGGAAAGUUCUAUAGAAACUUUAAAAUCAGAAAUUCAGAAAAAUCAAGAAGAUUUCACUUUUUAUAGAGAUUAUGACGCUAAAAAUCUAGAUAAACGUUUAUAAUGUUCAGCAUGAAUACUUUCAUAAGUACAUUCAUAUAAUAAAAUAUGGUUCCCGUAUUUUCCAUAUUUUUUAAGCACCAUUUUUUGUUUAUCUCCUAAAUAUGUCCUUAAAUAAACUCAAUCCUCAUACAAGCCAUUUCUGAAGAUUACAAAUCUAAGCAUUCCAAUAUUGAAACGACUCUUAACAGUUUCACACAAUUUCAAAUAGAGGCUGAGAUGAAAUUAGAAAAAAUUGAGGAUGAGAUGGAAUCCGAAAAAAUUGAGGCUGAGAUGAAAUUCAAAAAAAUUGAAGAUGAGAUGAAAUUUGAAAAAAUUGAGGCUGAGAUGAAAUUCGAAAAAAUAGAAAAAUUGAAGGAUAAAAUAAAAGAAUUAAGUAUUAAAAUUUCUCAGACCUCAGAUAAUCCAAAAGAAGAUGAUGCGAAAAAAGAUUCUAUAAACACCCGCUAUUUAUAUGAAGAAGGAGAAAAAGAUUCAAUUAAUCACAAACAGAGUUUUCUAGACCUUUUUAAGGAUUGAUUAAAUGAUAACGAUCCAAAAACUUCUCUUUCAUUAGCUGAAGAAGAAAAUAAUAGUGCAAAGCUAGCUAUUUAUGAUGCUGAAAUUCAAAAAGAAAGCAAUAAAUUAUUGGAUGUUUCUGAAGUCCUAGAUGUAGGGACAUGCAUAGCAAUUCCUAAUGAUGGAUUGUUUUGCUUUGGAAACAGUGCUAUUUCUGACGCUUCUCUACUUAUUGAUGGGGAAUUCCGAGUUCAAACGCUGUCACCAGAAGUUCCUUCGAAAUGGUCAUCAGCUGUUUAUAAUGAUCAAAACAUUUAUUGCUUUGGAGGAUCUAAUAAUAUAUAGCCUUUUUGCACAUUUGCUUUGAAAAUGAUGAGAGUUGAAAUAGAGAGUGAGGCCUAUUUCUAAGGCAGAACUCCUUUGAAAGAAGCAAGGAAUAAUGAAUUCAGUAUUUAAAGGAGAAUGCUUGUAAAUUUAAUUUUUAAAGGUAAAUGUGAAAGAUUGUUGGGUUAUGCUAAGAUCGGCUUCAAGGAAACUGAGCAAAAUUUCAUUUUUCUCAAUUUGCAUAAAAAUGGAAUAAUAGAGAAUUAGCAUCUGAAAUAGAAAAAAUUAAUUUCAAAGAUGAUUACCGAUAAGACUAAUGAUUAGCUCUUGAAGUAUCAUUGCUACUGCUAAAGUUUGAGUUAAAAUCUCAGAGCAAAAUUUACUUUCCAUGAUUUUUCUAGCAUAAAGAGCAAGAUAGCAAAUAAUGACUCCAUCUUAUAUUGGAUAAAAAAGUCAAAUUUCUUUCUGGGAUUAGUAUAAAAUAUCUAUUGUAUUAAUAAAAACUCAAGUGCUAACAAAUCCCUUUUAGGUAUGAAAAUUUAUUAAAAUUAUCAAAUCUUCUUUAACUUGAAGAAGAAAUUCAGUUAUAGUAAAAUUUUCAGUUCGGAAUAGACUUGAUGCUCAGAUUCUAUUGUCAGUUCCCAUAUUUAAUCUUUUAGUUUUAAAUUGGCAGGUCAAAAUAUUUAAGUUUAAAUUAUAAUAUAGUAAGCAAGCAUGCCAAUCUUAAACGAGCCACGAGAUAAAGUUAAUAAAGAUCCUAUUUUCUCAUGCAGAAGGGAGCUACGACAAAGGAAGACUGCAUCUGCUUUUAUCUCAAUCAGAUACUCCCUUCUUGAAAUCUCUCUGUGUGCUAUUCCCAUUUUAGCACUUGCCAUAUCUCAAUUUGAUUCCUCUAUAUCCUCAUCGAAGUUUAAGAGAACAAGAAAGCAGUCCUUAAAGCCGAUCUUAGCAUAACCCAACAAUCUUUCACAUUUUCCCUUUAAAAAUUAAAUUUACUAGGAUUCUCCUUUUAAAAUACUGAAUUAAUUGCUCCUUACUUCUUUCAAGCAUUUCUGCCUUAGAAAUAGACCUCACUCUCUAUUUCAGCUCUCAUCUUUUCAAAGCAAAUGUGCAAAAAGGCUAUACAAUACUAA